This is a messenger RNA of Manihot esculenta (cassava), 1195 nucleotides long. RefSeq names its product xyloglucan endotransglucosylase/hydrolase protein 31. Gene Ontology annotation, molecular function: hydrolase activity, hydrolyzing O-glycosyl compounds; xyloglucan:xyloglucosyl transferase activity. Gene Ontology annotation, cellular component: cell wall; apoplast. The record is from RefSeq and is a predicted model, not a curated record. The transcript is spliced from 4 exons. Gene Ontology annotation, biological process: xyloglucan metabolic process; cell wall biogenesis. Lineage: Eukaryota; Viridiplantae; Streptophyta; Magnoliopsida; Malpighiales; Euphorbiaceae. The coding region runs from base 47 to 922 and encodes 291 amino acids.
UGCAUUCUUUCCCAUUAAUAAUCUCUGCAAAAGUCCUUCCAUCUUCAUGGCUUCUCUUCUUUAUCUUCUUCUCAUUAUUCUAAUGAUCCCUUCAAGCAAUAAUGCUCAAUCUCCACCAUCACCAGGCUACUACCCUAGUUCCAGAAUCAGCACCAUAGGAUUUAAUCAAGGUUUCAGAAACCUGUGGGGCCCUCAGCAUCAAAGAUUAGACCAAGGCACAUUAACAAUAUGGCUUGAUACUUCCUCAGGAAGUGGGUAUAAGUCUUUGGAGCCAUAUCGAUCAGGAUAUUUUGGUGCAGACAUCAAGCUUCAACCUGGUUACACUGCAGGAGUCAUUACAUCAUUCUAUCUUUCUAACAACGAAGAACAUCCAGGAAAUCAUGAUGAGAUUGAUAUUGAGUUCCUGGGAACAACCCCAGAUAAGCCCUACACUUUGCAGACAAAUGUGUAUAUCAGAGGAAGUGGGGAUGGCAGAAUUAUUGGAAGAGAGAUGAAAAUCCAUCUUUGGUUUGAUCCUACUCAAGAUUUUCAUAACUAUGGCAUCCUGUGGACCCCCACUGAGAUCAUAUUCUUUGUAGAUGAUAUUCCAAUUAGAAGGUAUCCAAGAAAAAGUGAUGCAACAUUUCCAAUGAGACCAAUGUGGGUUUAUGGCUCAAUAUGGGAUGCAUCAUCGUGGGCCACUGAGAAUGGAAAAUACAAAGCAGAUUAUAGGUACCAACCCUUCAUUGGUAGGUAUAAAAAUUUCAAAAUUGGUGGGUGCAAAGCAAGUGGGCCUGCCACCUGCCGGCCGCCCUCAGCCUCACCAUCUGGUGGCCUGAGCCAGCAGCAGUACUCGGCCAUGCAAUGGGUUCAGAGGAACUACUUGGCUUACGACUAUUGUAGGGAUCCAAACAGAGAUCAUACACAAACUCCUGAGUGUUAGUGCAUCAUAGUUUCAUAUGCUUCUUGUCUUAUGUACACUCACAGUUAAGGUUGUUGUUAUAGUAAGUUUGUGUUUCAGAUUUUCAGUUAUAAACAGUUUGCAAUUUGGAGGUGUAUUGAGAUGGUCCCACUUGCCAAGAAUUAAUGGGUGCAAGAGAAGUUGAUCAUCCAUGCCUCCCAAGAAAUUUAUUUCAAGGCUUUCUAUUUUGUUUUUCUUGUACUAUUGUUUUGUAAGCAUUAUUGGUGAAAUAAAACUAUUCUGGUGUUUUUUUCA